Chondrus crispus (carragheen) is the source of this 1338-nucleotide messenger RNA. RefSeq lists its product as hypothetical. Gene Ontology annotation, cellular component: cytoplasm. Gene Ontology annotation, molecular function: magnesium ion binding. NCBI's taxonomy places the organism in Eukaryota, Rhodophyta, Florideophyceae, Gigartinales, Gigartinaceae. Gene Ontology annotation, biological process: L-serine biosynthetic process; dephosphorylation. Bases 1 to 1338 code for a protein of 445 amino acids. The transcript has a single exon. The record is from RefSeq and is a predicted model, not a curated record.
AUGCGUUUGCAUUUGCAUUUUUAUAAACCUCUUUUGGUCCAGCUUGCACCUCUCUCAAAGUACCACCCCAACUUUCUCCCUCUCCGCGCACACCCCCAUCCCCCAGCAAUGACGGAGCCCGCCGCCGAGCAUGUGAUCGUCACGCUAACCGGGAAGCAGUCGCCGUCGGCGCUCUCGCAAGCGAUGCGCGUGCUAGGCGACGACCCAUCGCUGCAGCUUGCGGACUUCGCGCAGCUGGUGGUGCGGGACCGCUUCAUCGCGACGGCGCUGCUGCGCAUCCCUGCGGCGCGCGACGUCAUCAAGGAUCUGCUGUUCCGCGCGCACGAGGACCAUCUGACCGUCGACUUCACGGUUGCGCCGUCGGCCGCCCCGCCGCCGGCCCUCGCCGCGAGAACCCCGGACGAGUACGUCGUCACCCUCUUCGCCCCCGGCACUAUCUCCCCGACCUUCCUGGCCACCGCCCUCGCCGCCCUCGUCGAGCGCGACUGCAAGGUCAGAGGCGUCACCAGGCUCACGGAGCAAGGCGACGACUUCAUGUGCCUCGAGCUGCGCAUCGCCGUCCCGGCCGGCGAUGGGCAUGUGGCUGCGCUGCAGAAGGAGCUCUUCGAGUUGGGCCGACAGGAAAAUCAGUGCGAUGUCGCCCUGCAGAAGGCUAAUGUCCUCAGGAAAGCAAAGAGGAUGGUCGUCUUCGACCUGUCUUGGACUUUGGUGCAGUGCGAUGCUAUCGAUGUCCUCCUUCAGGCAGCUGGAAAGAGUCCGCCGCCGGAGGUGGAAGCAGCGUUUAGACAGGGCAACUUGUCUGGGCCGGAAUGGCUCAAGGCUAGAGCGAAGCAGUUGGAAGGCGUCGAUGCCGGCAAGGUCAACGCUGCGGUUGUCCACAACUUGACCUACACGCAUGGGGCCGUCGAAUUGUGCAAGGGCCUGAAAAGGCUCGGGUGUCGACUGGCUGUUGUUUCUUCUGGAUCCAAGUUUAUUGCAGAGCGCGCCAAGGACCAUCUCGGCUUGGACUAUGCGUUUGGCAAUCUUCUAGAGACCGACUCGGCAAACAAGUUUUCGGGUCUUGUCAUAGGGCCCAUUAUUGACACAGAGCGCAAAGCUGAACUCACGCAUAUGCUCGCGAUGCAAGAGCGGAUUGACAUGGAGCAGAUCGUUGCUGUCGGAGACGGACCGGUUUCCUCGAAAAUGCUCGCAGCGGCUGGUAUGUCAGUUGCAUUUGACCAACCUGAUGCUACAGAUGAAAUUCAGAGCGGCCGUAUCGCCUCAAAGUCCCUGGCUUCCGUGCUUUACCUGCUCGGCGUCACAGGACAUGAUUUUCGCAGAAUGACCGAGGGGUAUUGA